GACAGAAUCAGUCACAAUCAGUCACAAUCGCUCACAAUCAGUCACAAUCCUUAUACAAUCAUUCACAAUCGUACACAAUCACUCACAAUCGUACACAAUCGCUCACAAUCUUAGCAAAUUUCCUUAGAGAUUGUGGAAUUUGGCAGUCGGUGUCCACAUUUUGGGUCAGCUAUUCACCCCUCGGGUACGAUAAAGUGUACGUUACCGAACGCUCAUAAGUAAAAGUAAUAUAAUGUUCAAACUUUCACACAUUCAUCUAUGGAAACUGAAAAUUUUCGAGGGGUUUUUCACCUUGUUAAUUGGUGUACAAAUCACUGGUUAAUAUAAUAUGUCAGUACCAGGUAAAUACUUGGAAUGUCAAUAGUGUCAAUACUAUGCAAUACCUACUUGUUAAUUAUUCUAUCAAUAGCAUAUGGCAAUACCUAGUAAUAUGUGAUAAUACUAGCACUAGGGAAAUACCUGACAAUAUGUGGAAAUAUUUUGUUAAUACAUAGAAAUAGUUGGCAAUAACUUAUUAUUAGGUACAUAGAAAUAUCUGUUAAUAAUACAUGGAAAUAUCUCAGUUAGUACUGUUAAUUGGUGUACAAAUUUUGUAAGGUGGAAAACCAAUGGAAAAACCCCUCAGAAAUGCUCCACCAAAUUGUAAUAAAAAAAUUAAGAAAAGUUAGAUAGAACUUUGGACUCGCUGUUGUCAAGUGUUUUUAUCUAAAAAUCCCUAGAGCGUUAUUGAAUGGAGCAGAUGAAUGAAAGUUCCUACCCAAAAUCAACCAAAACGAAUAAUAUUUGCACGAUCUGACAACGUCGCUCAAUAGAGUAGUAAAGGCUCAUGGUAGUAUGGGGGCAUAGGUGAACAAUUUUAAUAUAGACUGUGGAUUAAUAAGUAGAAGUUUUUUUUUUUGCACUACGUGAUCCAAUGAAGAACUCUUUUCUGUUUGUAGUAGCUCUCAGAAGAAAAACAAAAUUCUUUCUAUUCGAAGCUCAGAAAUAUCGUAUCGUAUAAGAGAUUAUCGUAUCGAUUCACAGUUUUCGAUACCCAUGAAUAUCGAUAAGCCUUCCUCUCCUCUACAUUGACAACCAUAACCUAAUUUUUUUUCAAACUCGUGUUUUCUCAUUUAUGCCUAGUAGGCCUAUGUGAUUAUUUUUAAUUUUCUCAAAAAUGGCUAAAAACAGAUCUAAAAAGCAAUCGAAGCGACAACCCGCCGCUCAACGAUACAAGAUCGAGAAAAAAGUCAGAGACCACAACAAGAAAGCGAGGCGAGAAGCGAAGAAAAAUCCCAAAAACAAGGGCAGGCCGAAAGUGAUUCAAGUUCCUAAUAUUUGCCCCUUUAAGGGUGAUAUUUUGAAAGAAGUUGAAUUGUUGAGAAAGCAAAAAGAGGAUGAAAAGCAAAAGUUGCGAGAGUUGGCGAAAGUUGAGAGGCAAAAGACAAAGGAAAAUCAAAAGGCUGGAGGCCUAGAGUCAUUGAUAGCAAAUGCUCAAGUAAGGGGAAAACUACAUGAAACUCUAACUCCAGAAACCACCGAUGUUAAAGAUUACGAUAGAAGCACUGAACAGUCACUUAAACAAUACUACAAAGAAUUCAGAAAAGUUAUUGAAGCAGCCGAUGUUGUUUUAGAGGUUGUCGAUGCCCGAGAUCCAUUAGGCACCAGAUGUAAGCAAGUAGAAGAAGCAGUCAACAAACUGCACGGCACCAAAAGGCUAGUUUUGGUACUAAAUAAAGCUGAUUUGGUGCCAAGAGAUGUUUUAGAGAGUUGGCUGAAAUAUCUGAAAAAACGCGGCCCAGUAGUAGCCUUCAAAGCUUCAGUGCAGAAUCAAAGUAAAAAUUUGGGACAGAGAAAGUUUAAUAAGUCUGAUAAGGGCCUGCAAGGAUCCGCGUCCAUAGGCGCUGAAUUAGUCAUGUCACUAUUAGCCAAUUAUUGUAGAAAUAAGGGCAUUAAAACGUCUAUAACUGUAGGAGUUGUAGGUUUACCUAAUGUAGGUAAAAGUUCAGUUAUAAACAGUUUAAAAAGGGCUAGAGUGUGCAAUGUUGGAGCUACACCAGGAGUAACAAGGACCGCCCAAGUAGUCCAACUAGAUUCAAAAAUUAAACUACUCGACUCUCCUGGUAUAGUAUUUGCUGCAGGGAAUGAUAGCCAUUCAUCAUUGAGGAAUGCUGUUAAAGUUUCUGCACUUGCUGAUCCAAUUACACCUGCAAAUGCUAUUUUGCAAAGGGUUUCUAAACAGCGAAUGAUGGAAUUGUAUGAUGUUACCGAGUUUAGUUCACCAGAGGAGUUUUAUAGUUUAAAAGCUGCUAGAACUGGUAGAUUCAAGAAGGGUGGUAUUCCAGAUUCGCUGGCAGCAGCUAAAGGUCUUUUAGAAGAUUGGAAUAGUGGAAAAAUUCCAUAUUAUACAGUACCUCCAGAAGAAGAUUUAGAUCAAAGUUCUUACAAAAUUGUAUCGGAAAUAGGCAAAGAGUUUGAUAUUGAUAGUAUCGAAAAAAUGGAAACAGAUAUUUUGGACAAAAUAAAACAAGAUUCAGAUAAUAAAUCCAAAUCUUUUGUGUUGGAUAGUUUGGGUCCUGUAGAUGCUGAAGAGGAAAUGGAGCAGGACAUUGAAAAUAAUGAACUUCUUGGUGAAAAUGUUAAUAUAGCAAACAAAAAGACCGAAAAGAAAAAACAAACACUAAGAACGUCUAGAUUGAAGAAAGCAAACCCAGAAAUGGAGUUAGAAGGGAAUCUACAAUUGAACCAAUUGAAAAAGAAGCAAUUUAAAAAAGAGAAAAAGGAGAGGAACAGAAGGGACAAAGUAGCCAUGCAGCUUUCGGCAGGAUUAGAAAACUUUAAUCUGAAGAGUGACAAUUUAAAGGAGGGCAACGAGGAUUAUGAUUUUGAUGCUCACUUUACUGAGAGCUAAAUUAAGUUAUUUAUUUGAACGAAUUGUAUAUGAAUUGUUUCAAUUGGUUUUAGAGAAUAAAUUCGUAAUUAAUACAAAAUUUCUAUAUUAAUUAAGAAAAAUC
Ceutorhynchus assimilis (cabbage seed weevil) is the source of this 2993-nucleotide messenger RNA. The record is from the annotation of a GenBank genome assembly. Lineage: Eukaryota; Metazoa; Arthropoda; Insecta; Coleoptera; Curculionidae.